AUGGCCUCCUCUCCAGAAACAACAGCUUCGUCGGUCUCCACACCACAUCAUACUCUUCCUUUCGACGUCGAGGUCAUUAUAGUCAAUGAUUUAAUAGAGCUCUACAAGAGAACCGACAAACGCCUGGCACCUUUGGCCACAGUCUCUGAAACUUGGCAACGCCUCGUGGAGAAGCACACUUUUCAGGACUUAAGACUAAAUGAACGGGACCUUCUCGCCUUCGAGAGGUAUACUCAUUCAGAGCGGCUACAACUUGUCAAUUCCAUCACCCUCAAAGUCAUUCGAGUUGUCCCCUCGCGUAGAUCCCGCGACUGGAAUUCCCUACCAAGUUUUUUCCAUCACGUAGUUUCCACAACUGCAGCUCUCGAGUCUAUACACAUAGAGAAAUGUUGGAAUGAGUUUGGCGUGUGUGGCGGUCAUGCUUUUCCGAUCUGUUUCAAGUUGCCAACUUCGGUGAAACAACUUUCCUAUUUCCACGGCGUUAGCAGGGGCUAUCAAAUGAAUAUUGAUCCAACCAAUUUGGAGCUACUGGGCCUCAUUUCGCGAGCCGCGGAUCAUCUUGAGCAUAUCGCCGUGUCUUAUGCAUUCAGCGCGAACCACUUCUUUGAUCACUGCAAAGGAAUAGAGUUUAAACGGCUGAAAACACUGGCACUGACCUAUCGUUUCAACGGAAUCCCUAACAUUGGGCUCUUGAAGAAUGCUUCAGAAGCAGCCAAGAGAAUGCCCGCGCUCGAGAUGCUGGAAAUAUGGGAGUUCGGCCUGCCAGGACCGCCAGUUCAUAUCUUUAGGUACGAGAAGCUCGGCGAGACCAGGGGCCGUAUUAGUUGGCAGAGCUGCGGGACCCAUAGGCUCCCUGACUGCAUAUACAGCGCGUGGAAGAAGCAGUCAACUGGUGGGAAGGUUCACGUACUCGAGGUUGUAGAGGACCGAUUUGCCCGCAACGAUGUCAUAUCCUUUUCGGACCUUGUACCAUAUUUGAUGCUCAGGGAGCGGAUUCUGCGUGAAUCUACUAUGGAACCGGUUUUGGAACUCACAAAAUAA
Molecule: messenger RNA, 1041 nt
Organism: Fusarium fujikuroi IMI 58289
Lineage: Eukaryota; Fungi; Ascomycota; Sordariomycetes; Hypocreales; Nectriaceae
Exons: 2
Coding region: 1-1041 (346 amino acids)
Source: RefSeq, a predicted model, not a curated record